Dreissena polymorpha is the source of this 780-nucleotide messenger RNA. Its product is annotated as matrix metalloproteinase-20-like. The annotation marks the transcript as partial. Gene Ontology annotation, biological process: proteolysis. Gene Ontology annotation, cellular component: extracellular matrix. Gene Ontology annotation, molecular function: zinc ion binding; metalloendopeptidase activity. The record is from RefSeq and is a predicted model, not a curated record. NCBI's taxonomy places the organism in Eukaryota, Metazoa, Mollusca, Bivalvia, Myida, Dreissenidae. The transcript is spliced from 6 exons.
AUUCGGUAGAUAAAAUCGCAGAUGUGACCCGAUAUAGCUUUUUCAUGUGAUAGAGAACUAUCUUUCUUCAUUAACUCGUGAAAUGUAUGAACAAUGGUAAUAUGACGUCAACAUGCUUCUUAGAAGAUUUCGAGCAGGAAUAUUUGGAAAAAUACGGGUAUCUACGGACUAUACCGAGAGAGAUUUCAAACAGAAAGAUCCAGGUCCACUCGAAGCUAGACCGAAAACAUGCCAUCAGGUUAUAUCAAGAGUUCUUUGGUCUCAAACCGACUGGGGGAUUAAAUAAAAAGACGGUUAAAGUAAUGAAAGAACCGCGCUGUGCAUUUCCGGACCAGAGAGAGGAUGAUCCAUACUCCCCUGUUAGAAAUUUCCAUUUUUACAGAUAUUACCCAAGAUGGCGGCGGUCUAUAUUAACCUGGAGGGCCAGUAAAUACACAAAGAAGAUAUCGCCAUUAGGUCUAUGGAAGACGUUGAAGAAGGCUUUCAACACCUGGUCCUCGGUCACAGGGUUGCGCUUCCUGUACACGAGACAGACGCCCGAUAUCCAGAUCGACUUCGAGCACGGAAACCACGGUGACGGAGCGGGCCUGGCUUUUGACGAAACGGUGAAUUUUUGUUGUUUAAGCCGAUACUGUUGCAGAGGGGUCGUCGGUCACGCGUUCGGGCCCGGGACGUACACGAUAUCCGGUGACAUUCACCUGGACACGGACGAAGACUGGACCCUAGACGUAGACCCUAAAUCUGGAGUCAACCUUCUUGGGGUGGCCAUUCAUGAAAUAG